AUGUUUUCCCGCUCAGUAUUCAGAGGCCUGGCCGCUGAUCUCCGGUCAUUCACACCAAUCUCAACCUCCACCGCGGCUCCCCUUCGGCAACGAGCAGCUUGCUUCCACCAAACAAGCCUACUUCGAACACAGCAACAAGAGAGCUCGUCUCAAUCCUCUCCCACAAACCCCGACCCCCCAUUGAGCGCCUCCCCGCGUGCUCAAACCUCUCAACCCGAAGUUCAGCACUCUCCCACUGUCCCCUCGUACGACCCUUCCUCCCCAUCCUCCACCCCCAAGACACGCGCCGAUGUCCCUCUCGCAAAGCAACCCGUCGCACCUGCUUUCGAGUCCCCGCUUGAAGUGAGCAAGUCUCUCCUCUCGCGUCUACCGCAUCUAGUCGGCCAGUCGCCCCAUUAUAUCGUCGCGGAGCUGCACGCACGACCAUAUCUCUUGACGGAGGGCGACCACGUCCGUCUGCCUUUCCUCAUGCCCAAGGUCAAAUCGGGCGAUAUCCUCCGGUUCAAUCGGGCAACCGCGCUUGGUUCGCGCGAUCUCACGAUGAAGGGCUCGCCACAUCUGGAUGAGCGUCUGUUUGAGUGCCGUGUCCGUGUGAUCGGUGUCGAGGCGGAGCCGCUGCGUAUCAAGGAGAAGACCAAGCGGAGACAGCGCCAUGUUCGCCAAGUGCGGAGCAAGCACCGUCACACGAUCUUGCGUGUGAUGGAGGUGAGGGUGAAGACGCCCGAGCAAUUGUUGGAAGAAGGCGCUGUCGUUGUUGAGGACAGCGAGGAUACAUCGAGAAUUGAGGCACGGUCAUGA
Messenger RNA from Penicillium diatomitis, 798 nucleotides. Its product is annotated as mitochondrial 54S ribosomal protein bL21m. Gene Ontology annotation, molecular function: structural constituent of ribosome. Gene Ontology annotation, cellular component: ribosome; mitochondrial large ribosomal subunit. The transcript has a single exon. The coding region runs from base 1 to 798 and encodes 265 amino acids. The record is from RefSeq and is a predicted model, not a curated record. Lineage: Eukaryota; Fungi; Ascomycota; Eurotiomycetes; Eurotiales; Aspergillaceae.